Molecule: messenger RNA, 4746 nt
Organism: Gavia stellata (red-throated loon)
Lineage: Eukaryota; Metazoa; Chordata; Aves; Gaviiformes; Gaviidae
Gene: GJC1
Product: gap junction protein gamma 1
Exons: 4
Coding region: 359-1540 (393 amino acids)
Biological process (GO): cell communication
Cellular component (GO): connexin complex
Source: RefSeq, a predicted model, not a curated record
GGCAAAAGCUCCUAACGAGUAGAUAGACGGUCCUGACGAUUAAAGACAGGGUAGAGUAGUUUGACCGCAGGGGUUUCCCGUGCGACAGUGCAGCCGGGGAUCCUUUAUGGCCAGGGGCUUCUGACCAUGUCUGCAGCCGAGGAGGAGGCGAGGCAUCUUCCCCAUUCUUCAGCUGGUUUCGAGACUAAUAUAUUCGCUCUCUGAUGUUUAAGCAACUUUUGAAGGAUGCAGACACGGGCAUUGAGUGCUGUCUUGCUAACAAGGAGACUUCUCAAAAGCCUGCGGAGGAGACGUCGGAUCUUCAAGCAAAUUCUGGCAGCUGGAGUUUCCCGAUAACAGAUAAAAUUAUUUGACCACCAUGAGUUGGAGUUUUCUGACCCGCCUGUUAGAGGAGAUCCACAAUCACUCAACCUUUGUUGGCAAAAUCUGGCUGUCAGUGUUGAUUGUAUUUCGGAUUGUCCUAACUGCUGUGGGAGGAGAAUCCAUUUAUUACGAUGAACAAAGCAAGUUUGUGUGCAACACAGAGCAGCCUGGCUGCGAGAAUGUUUGUUACGAUGCUUUCGCUCCUCUUUCACAUGUGAGGUUUUGGGUCUUUCAGAUCAUUCUUGUUGCCACUCCAUCUGUGAUGUAUUUAGGCUAUGCAAUUCAUAAAAUUGCCCGUAUGGUGGAACACAGCGAAGCCGACAGAAGAAUCAGAAGCAAAAGCUUUUCCAUGCGCUGGAAACAACACCGUGGCUUAGAGGAAACUGAGGAGGACCACGAGGAAGACCCGAUGAUGUACCCAGAAAUAGAGCUGGAAAGUGAACGGGAGAAUAAAGAGCAGCAGGCCCCUGCCAAAGCUAAGCAUGAUGGCAGGCGGCGAAUCCGUGAAGAUGGACUCAUGAAAAUUUAUGUCCUGCAGCUUCUGGCGAGGACUAUGUUUGAAAUCAGCUUUCUCGUGGGUCAGUAUUUUUUGUAUGGCUUUGAGGUCAGCCCCAUAUUUGUGUGCAGCAGGAAGCCGUGCCCGCACAAGAUAGAUUGUUUCAUUUCAAGGCCAACCGAAAAGACCAUUUUCCUGCUAAUAAUGUACGGGGUGAGCUGCAUGUGUUUACUUUUGAAUGUCUGGGAGAUGCUCCAUUUGGGAUUUGGCACAAUCCGAGACACGUUGAACAACAAGAGGAAAGAGCUGGAAGACUCUGGUACCUAUAACUACCCUUUUACUUGGAAUACGCCAUCUGCUCCUCCUGGCUAUAACAUCACGGUCAAGCCAGAGCAAAUGCAAUAUACUGAACUGUCCAAUGCCAAAAUGGCCUACAAACAGAACAAAGCCAAUAUAGCUCAGGAGCAGCAGUAUGGAAGCAAUGAAGAAAACAUUCCUGCCGACCUGGAAAAUCUGCAGAGGGAAAUUAAAGUGGCUCAGGAGCGCCUGGACCUUGCGAUCCAGGCUUACAACAACCAAAACAAUCCCGGCAGUUCCAGAGAGAAGAAAUCCAAAGCAGGCUCAAACAAAAGCAGUGCCAGUAGCAAGUCAGGAGAUGGGAAGAACUCUGUCUGGAUUUAAUGUUGGCUGAGUUUAUAUAUUGUGGUUUUUCUCCUAGUUUGUCAUAACCAGCAACCCCUUGAAUAAUGGCUUCCAUUAAGUAAAUAUUUGACUCUGCUUAUUUUCAGGGAUACCGUUGGCUAGUGAUUCAACCUCUCAGAAAGGGUUUAUAUGCAUAUUCUAGGAUUAUAGAACUUUCUUCUUCUGUCUUCCAAGUCAGGAGACAAAUAGGUAUAUUUAAAUCAUUCUCAUUGAACGGUUUAUGCUGUAUGUACAGUAUUAUAGUACAUUUAUUAUGCACAAUUUUUUGUAUUUGUACACUGGAUCUCUGAUGUUACACUUUUGUAUUAAUGAGGAGAAAGCAAUGGGUAGCUGUUAGCAUUUUGCUAGUUUUAUUACUGUGGUCCGCAGUUCCAUCGUUGUUCUUCCUUGUUUUAAAUGUAAAAAUUUCUAUGCUGCGUUUCAAAAGUGCCUUGGACAUGCACACAGCACAGAGGAGCCUCCGGUUAUCCCGGCAGCCCACGGGUGCCAGUCACUGAGCAGCAGAGCAGUGAAAGAUUUGGAAAACAUCUGUUAAUGGUGCUCUUGACUCUGUCUUUUACAAAACGAUGUGCCACUUAUAAAAUGGAAGUGUCAUACUAUAGCUGUUAUGUGCUAAAGGUUUUUUUUGCCCUAUGGAAAAUCACUUACAGGAAAAAUGUACGUGUGUGAGAGUAUUUGCGUUCAGAGUAAGAGUGCCAGCCAUAACGCAGAGAGGACUCAGACCUCCCUGCAAGCUUUAUGCAACAGGAGGGAAGAGAGGCUUCAAACUCUUGUAAAACAUCCAAAAAAAAAGUAAAUAGAAAUUACUGGAUUCAGUAAUUCCACAUAUUUAUGUGAUAUCUAUGGAAAUGGAUGUUUUCAAGGUCUGUUGUUACAUAACACCCCUCUCCCCAGGGGCAUGAAGUUGUUACAAUACCUUUUGGAUAAGAUUUCUGUCUUUUCCAAAGUAAUCUGGUUAGAUGGAGUCGUGGUGAUUUUGCUUCUCUGUGCAUUACACUCGAGGAAGAACCUUCCUCCCCCCAGCCAGGACACACGAGCUGUCUGUAAGAGUCUUUACAAAGCCCUUUCCAAAUAUCAGUGAUACUGCCUUAUUCCAGACCCCUCUUCCUUCCAUUAUGUCUGAGGAAUUUAGUUCAGACAGAGCAACAUGUAUAAUUUAGAUUUCUGCUUGAGAGACCAGUCAGAUUUGGCAUUCUGUGGUUUUGGCAUUAAACUUGAAUUUAUAAUUAGAAAAAGGAGAAUGCGGUAUUUACUGCCUUUGGCAGUGUCUUUUUGGCAAGGAUGCGCAUUAAUGUUUGAGAGAUGCUGAUAAAUGUGUAUGCUUUUUGCUACUAUUUAUAAUGUAUUCAGGACCUUGCUCCGCUCUCUUUUUUUGUUAGGUUUUGGUGCGUUUAAUGUAUUUUGGGGGCCUGUUUCACGCGGGACUGUUCUGUUUCGAGGCUACCUCAGUCCUUAGCGCCCUCGUUACAGCCUGGUCAGAACAGGAUUGAGAAGUAAGGCUCCGUGGAGGACACAGGUAAACCCGUACUCCAUUCCUGUCCCACAGAACACCUAGGCUUUAUGUUAGAAUAGUAGAAUCAUAGAUUCGUUUAGGUUGAAAAAAACCUUUAAGAUCAUCGAGUCCAACCAUAAACCUAACACUGCCAAGUCCACCACUAAACCAUGUCCCGAAGCGCCUCAUCCACAGUUUUUUAAGUACCUCCAGGGAUGGUGACUCAACCACUUCUCUGGGCAACCCGUUCCAAUAUCUGACAACCCUUUCAGUGAAGAAAUUUAAAUUAAUUUAAGUUAAAUUAAUUUAAGUUAAAUUUAGACUAAGGGGAUAUGAGCACAUGCUUGCAGUUAUCCUCUACCCAAGCACUUGGUGAAAAUAGGUAUUUUGCUGAAUUGUUUGCAAACUGUUUUCACUUGGGGACACCAGACAGUCCAGGCGUAAAUCCCGGCUAUCUCAGCUUUGCUUUAGAGAGACGUCAGUGUGCCCAGAGCCAACGCAACCCCCUGCAUGAAGUCAGCGAGAGCUUCUCCAGUUCACCUCCAGCAGAGACGUUUGGAAGCAAACUUGUAUUUUGUUUAGCAGUAACUCCUGGCCGCUGCUCCGGGAAAGGAGCAACCUCUGAAUUUUAUGCAGAAAAGUUUCAGGGUGAUGUCUUUGAGUAAGUAUAAGUAAGUUACACAGUAAGUAUAUAGCAGUUUCUAAAAGCUUAAGUGGACUUGCAGGCAGCGACAGCUAGCCAGGGAGAUGGGACUAGCUGUGUGGGGCGAGAGGGAGUUUAUUAAUAGUGCUCCUCUAAUUAAACAGGAGUCUGAAGAGAAGCACGCUGCCUGAAGAUGGGCAGAGAGGCUUUGCCAGCAGAAAGCUGUGAGUGUGAUGGAGAAGCUGGGGGGAAAACAUGUUGUCUGAAAGUACUAGGGAAAGACACUUGGAGCCUGGAGAUAAACAGGAUGCCUGGCUACAAUCCACUCAUUAUCCCCCAACACUACACUGGGGUUGUUCUUUUCCGCUUCCCAAAAGGGUUACGUUGCUCUUAACCCUUUGCAGUGGUUUUGGUGGUGCCUUUCACCAGCCGAAUGGCAAGAAGUGAAAAUCCUUUCCCCUUGCUGCUCUCUACGCAAACUGCAGCGAUUUCUUAUUAAUGGCUUAAAAUAAAAUUGGUUCAUGACAGCUGCUUCACCUGUUGUUUGUAUUAGCCCUUUCCCAAUUAAUGAUCUAAACUGUCACCCACUUAAAGCUACCGUCCCAGGUCAGUCCUGUGAGCUUUUGUCCACACCAGUAAAUACUCCCGUUAGUGAGCAGAGUGUAUAGAAUAUUCCAAUCCCAGCACUCAGUUCAUUCCGAAAAUGCGAAGUAAUGGAGCUGUUUCUAUUACUGUUUUUUGGUUUUCAUUUUAAUUGUGUAUAAAGUGCACAUUUUCUUUGAAACUGAGUGUUUGUGUUAGUAGAGGAUGUCUGUUAAAGCUCUAAAUGUUCAUGUCUGUGACUGUAUUCAGUUUCAAAGUACCGGGCUUGAUUUUUCCUUUUGAAGAAGUGAUACAUGCAUUACUUUAAAAUGCUCUCUUGCUUUGGCUUAAUGUAGGCCAUUCCGAAAUAAACGUUCAGAAGAGACUUUUGGACAAAAAAUACUGAACAUAACUUGGGUUUGUCUUGUCAUUCUCUGGUUUUGGAUGCAGGUUGGAAAAAAAAAUCUA